This is a messenger RNA of Cladocopium goreaui, 1446 nucleotides long. Lineage: Eukaryota; Dinophyceae; Suessiales; Symbiodiniaceae. The record is from the annotation of a GenBank genome assembly.
AUGGUUGCUUCAGCUCCUGUGGCAUCCAAGUCGUUGCACAUGGGAGAGCCACAACCCCCAGUGCCCGAGCAGAUUGCUGCCGAGCCAAGUUCCUCUAGUCUUCCUACCGAGGAGGUCAAGGAAGUGAAGGAUGCCGCGAAGGAUGGGAAGACGGCUGGGGCACAGCAAGCGCAGGUUUCAGUUUUGGAUCAGCCGGAGGCAGAGACCACUCGCUUGCAACAGCAGGCAUGGAAAAAGGAGCUGGAUCAGCAGGAGGCCGAGGUGGCUGCAUCCCCAAAGGCAAAGGUGGAGAAGGCGAAGGGAAAGGAGCAGGCUAAGGCAAAGGACAUGGCUGUGAAAAAACGCAAGAACGAUGGUGACAAGGCAACCUUUGCAGGCAGGUACAAAUCCAGCACCAAAACUACCGGGAUGAUUUGGGAGUGUUUGCGAAACAAGUUCGAGUCCAGCUUGAAGUCAAAGCUGCGCUCUCCGUCCAAGUUUGAGACUACGUUUUGGACCUUUGCCAUGAACAAGUGGCAAUCCGAGAACUUGGAUUUGGAUCAGCUUGACGAAGAUGGCAUCACUGCUGCGGCAGACUCGGCAGGAGAUGCGUACUGCGAUGCCCCGCCUGAAGAAAGGCCUCGCGACCUUCGCCCGUUUUGGGCACCUUUUGUGCAAACCUGGCUGGUUUGGGUCGUGCUGGGGCACUCGGGGAUUGGUCGCUUAGCCCAUAACCGUGGAUACUCAGCAUGCUGCUACGAUGUCUUGUACGACCCUGAAGUGAAAGAAGCCCACCACAAAAACCCUAAGAAACCUCUUAAGGGAGGCUGCAUGGAUCUCAGUUCGGAUGGUGGCUUCACGUGCAUGUUGAUAGCCUUGAUCACAAUCUCACUGGGGGGGCACAUGGUGCUGGAAAACCCGGGUUCCAGUCUGAUUUGGAUGCACGACAAGUUCCAAUGGUUUCUGGGUGCCCUAGAAAGCGUCGGCUUGAAAGUCUACCGCCAAAGUUUUUGGAUGGCCUAUUUUGGCCACAGCUGCAUGAAGAGGACAAUUCUUUGGUCGACUUCAAAGGUAGUGGGCACCUUCGGCUUGGGCAAUGGCGCUGGCGUCAAGAAGCCACCCAAGGGGAAGAAGACAGUAACAGCUGUCAAGUAUACAAACCGAAAGGGGCAUGCGGCCUACAAAGGGAGUUCUUCCCUUAAAUCUACACAGAUAUACCCUGUACGCUUUGCUGGGCAACUAGUUCGAUCCCUUUCAACUAUGUUCCGAGCAACUGGUGCAAUUCCUGAACCAGACUUUCCCUCAGUCGACACCAGCCGGCCAUUCAUUGAAAUCUUCCAGGAGAUGACUUUUGACGAUUGGUGGGAGGAGGAUGCAGCUCUGAAGAGUGUUUACCGAUAUUUGAGGGGUUGUAAAACUUUAGAAAUCCCACCUGAGUACCGGCCCCUUUUGCCUACUCAAAUUUGA